Molecule: messenger RNA, 669 nt
Organism: Vespa mandarinia (Asian giant hornet)
Lineage: Eukaryota; Metazoa; Arthropoda; Insecta; Hymenoptera; Vespidae
Source: RefSeq, a predicted model, not a curated record
AUGCUCGGCAGAAACCUUAAUUAUGUCAAGCACAAAAUCAGGGCAGCCUACAAGGCGGCAAAAGUAGUAGCCUCACUGGGCAUGCUCAUGGCCAAUGUCGAUAGUCCCCAGCCGCGCAUGAGGGCACUACUGAUGCGUGCCGCUGAAGCAGUGAUGCUGUACGGUGCGGAAGUAUGGGCCGAGGCGCUGCGAAAACAGAAAUACCGCAAGCGCAUAGCCGCGGUACAGAGGAGGGGCGCCCUCCGAAUCGCGUGCUCUUACCGAACAGUCUCAGAGCCGGCAGUGCUAGUUGUCGCCUGGAUAAUACCGAUCGAUCUAUUAGCCCAGGAGAGGAAAUUCGUCUUCCAGCAAAGGUGUUUCGUGGGAAAAGAACGGGCAUUAAGGCUCGCCAGGUCUAUCAGCAUCAAGGCCUGGCAAAGUGGAUGGGAGCAGGAACGUAGGGGCAGAUGGACUGCUCGACUCAUCAGUCAGCUAGACAACUGUAUAAAUCGGGAGGUGGGAGAAGUUGAUUUCUACCUCACCCAAUUCCUGAGAGGGGAAGGCCUGUUCCGCUCCUACCCGGCUAGAAUGAGUAAGGUAGCAGACGCCAACUGCCCCUAUGGGGACUCGAUCAAUGACGACGCCCACCACACGGUAUUUUAUGUACUCAGUGGAGCGCCGAACGACUAG